Messenger RNA from Ylistrum balloti, 864 nucleotides. RefSeq names its product failed axon connections homolog. The record is from RefSeq and is a predicted model, not a curated record. NCBI's taxonomy places the organism in Eukaryota, Metazoa, Mollusca, Bivalvia, Pectinida, Pectinidae. Gene Ontology annotation, cellular component: cytoplasm. The transcript has 7 exons.
AUGUUCAUAUUAUUGUGCUCUUGAAUUUUGUCCAUCAUUUUGAUAUACUUAAUUAAAUACGUUAUUUACAACAGAUUUUCUUCCAAGAGGAGGAAUGUACCAAGUGGCGUGGUCGUGCUGUACCAAGUGGGCAGGGGACCACGUGCCCCAAGCAUUUCACCUUUCCCGCUCAAACUGGAAACCUUCCUGCGCAUGGCGAAGAUACCAUAUAUGAAUGAUCACUCGUCCAAGUUCUCCACGAAGCAGAAAACGCCGUGGAUGGAGUACAAUGGCAUAUCUGUGGCAGACUCGCAGUUUUGUAUAGAGUAUCUGAAGAGGGAGACAGGCAAGAACGUCAAUAGUCAUCUUACCCCUGCCCAAGAGGGCGUGGCCAGGGCUUUCCUGAAACUAACUGAGGAAAAUCUUUACUGGACGAUGUGUUCGGAGAUGUUUGGAGCUGACACGACAGCCGUUAAAUCAGUUAUUCCUUAUCGGGGUCUUAAAUUAUGGCUGCUCCUGUCUUUCCUCCGCCGCGUGCUGCGUAAGGAGAUGUGGGGACACGGGAUCGGACGUCAUACCCCAGAUGAGAUCUGGUCUAUAGCGGUAGGGGACAUGAAGGCUCUGUCACACUUCAUAGGUGACAAGGCGUUCCUGUUGGGAGACGAGCCGUGCGAGGCGGACUGUGCUGUAUUCGGGAUGCUGGCAAUGAUGAUUGAACAUAUGCCUACUUCACGACACGAGCGACUAAUCAAAGAUGAGCUGACUAACCUAGUUUCCUACUGUGAUCGGAUGAAGGCCCGAUAUUGGCCCGACUGGGACCAGUGUGUCCUUACCGGUAAAGGUUACGUCGAUGAUAGUGGCAAGAUCUACAGGUUUGACAACUAA